AUGGAGAAGUUUGGCGGCCUGCUGUCCGUGGGAAAACCCUGGGCAAUCGAAGACCCUGAUCAGGUGGUGGGACCGAACGCCACAGCGGAGCUCAUCGUGACGACCGUCCACGACCCGCCAUACAUGGUGGUGGACCGACACGCGGACGGCUCCUCCAGCUGCUCCGGGUAUCUAUACGACCUCUGGAGCAUCAUGGCCAGUGCGCUCAACAUUCGCUUCAGGAUGGUGCCUCUCCUCAGCGGGGACUUUGGUGCACUGCGUAACGGCACUUGGUCCGGCAUGAUCGGAGAGCUGGCCUACGGACGCGCUGAUGUCGCCGUGACGACGCUGGACAUAACACCGUCCAGAGCCACGGUCGUGGACUUCCUUGACACGUUUCCCGUUAACUCGGUCACCUACCGGUUCUACGUCCGUGCUGGCGAGGGCGAGACGCUUUCGCUGACAGGGAACCUUUUCAAAGCUCUUCUGAAACCGCUGCAUGCCCACGUGUGGUGGACGAUUCUUGCCUCACUUCUGGUGCUCUCCCUUAUCUUAUGGGUCAUCCAGAAAGAGGGGAGCAGCAAGGGCAAGAAGAGACUGGGAAAAAGAGAGUCAGACUGGCCGUCGUGUCUCUUCCUGUGUUUCAUGACCGCAGCGGGUCAAGGAUGGACAACAACGCCGACAUCCCUGUCAGGCAGAAUCAUCACCAUAUGCUGCUGGAUGUUGGGAAUCAUCAUCACCGCCGGCUACACGGCCAACCUUAUCUCCUACUUGACAACUGGCGGCGUCAACGCUCCCAUCGUCAGCCUCAAACACUUCUCGGAAGAGCCCGAGUGGAAGCUGUCAGUGACUCCCGGCCAUGCUUCUCUUGCCUACUGGAAAUUCAGCAGCGAUAGGUACGAGCGCGACCUAUAUCGACGUGUGGCAUCUGGCGAAGGAUAUCGUCCGUUCGACUUCAGCUCUCCGGAGAGUACGCACAAGAGCACAGAAGGGCAGGUCAUGGUAUACGUCAGUAUCGACACGAUGAUCAGCUCUCUGGGCGACGAAAACACACAGAAGGCACUGAGUGGCAAUCACAAGCUGCGCAUCACAACUACGCAGUAA
Molecule: messenger RNA, 1083 nt
Organism: Amphibalanus amphitrite
Lineage: Eukaryota; Metazoa; Arthropoda; Thecostraca; Balanomorpha; Balanidae
Product: ionotropic receptor 25a-like
Exons: 2
Coding region: 1-1083 (360 amino acids)
Cellular component (GO): membrane
Molecular function (GO): glutamate-gated receptor activity
Source: RefSeq, a predicted model, not a curated record